AUGUCUGCUACAGGAUUCGACGUGACAAACGUCCCGAAAAAGAAACAAGCUGCAAUCCUGUUGAACAUAGCUGGCGAAGAAGCUAUAGAAGUAUUCAAUACAUUUACAUUCGCAGAAGAUGAAGAUAAAGACGACCCUGAAGGUAUACUGGCGAAAUUUCAGAAUUACUGUGAGCCAAAAAAGAACAUUACUUAUGAAAGACAUAUAUAUAUAUUCAAUUCGCGAGUGCAACAACAAACUCGAUCGUUCGAUGCGUAUUUAACAGAGCUACGUGUCCAAGCUAAGAAAUGUACUUACGGUACGCUUCAAGACGAACUAAUUCGCGACAGAUUAGUUGUGGGAAUAUGA
Molecule: messenger RNA, 348 nt
Organism: Paramuricea clavata
Lineage: Eukaryota; Metazoa; Cnidaria; Anthozoa; Malacalcyonacea; Plexauridae
Source: the annotation of a GenBank genome assembly